Anopheles marshallii is the source of this 2382-nucleotide messenger RNA. RefSeq names its product neprilysin-2 (gene Nep2). The record is from RefSeq and is a predicted model, not a curated record. Gene Ontology annotation, molecular function: metalloendopeptidase activity. Gene Ontology annotation, cellular component: plasma membrane. Gene Ontology annotation, biological process: protein processing. The coding region runs from base 1 to 2382 and encodes 793 amino acids. NCBI's taxonomy places the organism in Eukaryota, Metazoa, Arthropoda, Insecta, Diptera, Culicidae. The transcript is spliced from 7 exons.
AUGAUGGUACUCGAGGAACUGCGCCGGGCGCGCAACUCUAUUUUCGACCCGGACGACGUCCCAAUCGGUUACGAGCGGUUCAGCGGCAAAAAUCCUAGCUGGUGGCGUCGCCGAACCGCGCUGGAAAAGGUUCUUACGCUUAUCAGCGUCGUGUGUGGAGUAGCCGUAGUGGCGUUAAUCAUAUCGCUGCUCACCGUUGUGCUGACGGACCGAAUUCAAAGUGAAAGUAGUUCAACGUCAGCGCAACCCUUGACCUCCGGAAGACGUGGCAAAGCCCUGUCCAAGCAUCCCAACUCCUACAACGGUGUUACUGGAAAGAGUGCGGAAGAUAUUUGCCUCACGCCAGGAUGCAUCCAUUCUGCUUCGAAGGCACUCGAUCAGAUGGACCAGGAGGUGGAACCGUGCGACGAUUUUUACAACUACGCCUGUGGUAAGUUUGUCAAAGAAACGACCAUCCCGGACGAGAAGGUUUCGGUGAACACGUUCUCCGUGAUUGGCGAUCGUCUGCAGCAACAGCUCCGCUCACUGGUCAGCGAGGAUAUCUCCGAUAGUGAGGCGACACCGUUCAAGCUCGCCAAGAACCUGUACAAGUUGUGCAUGAACAAGACCCGUAUCGAGGAGAAGGGAAUUAAGCCACUCUUGGACAUACUGGAAGUUCUCGGAGGAUGGCCCGUGCUGAAGGGAGACAGCUGGGAUCUGAGUUCGUCGUGGUCGUGGGUAAAGUCGGUAAAGGAUUUCCGAAACAAUGGCUACAGUACGGAUUACUUCUUCGAUUUCUCCAUCGGAAGCGAUUUGAAGAAUUCAACUCGCCGUAUAAUUGAUACUGAUCAAGCCUCGCUAGGCAUUAGCCGAGAGUAUCUCGUGAAGGGCAUGGAAAAUCCAAUUGUGUCCGCCUACUACAACUACAUGGUCGAUAUGGCCGUACUGUUGGGUGCCGAUGAAGAACGCGCCAAGCGGGAAUUGAUGGAUUCGCUCAACUUCGAAAUGGCAUUGGCGAACAUUUCACUGCCAAAUGAAAAGCGCCGUAACGCUACCGCUCUCUACAAUCCAAUGACGGUGAAAGAGUUCCAGCAUCGCUAUCCGUACACCGAUUGGUUGGAUUACUUUAACGCCAUCCUGAAGGAUACCGGUAUUGUGAUUGGUGAGGAAGAAGUGAUCAUUGUGAGCGUACCCACGUUUAUGGAAGAGCUGGGACCAUUGCUACAGAACACACCGAAGCGCGUAAUGGCCAACUACGUGAUGUGGCGAAUCAGUGGAUUCUCGUCCUUCUUCCUGACGGAGAAGCUCCGUAAACGUCAGCUGCAGUACAGUACCGCACUGAGCGGUAAGCAAGAGCAGGAACCGCGAUGGAAGGAAUGUGUAGACAUCACCUCCGGCAGCUUACCGAUUUCGGUCGGUGCACUGUACAUCCGGAAGUACUUCCGCGAGGAUUCGAAGCGUGCCGCACUGGAUAUGGUAAACGACAUCAAGAGCGUGUUCGUAGAUAUUCUGAAAAAGGUUGAUUGGAUGGAUGAAGUGACGCGUGUGUCAGCGUUGGAGAAGGUUUCGACCAUGGCCACCCACAUCGGCUAUCCGGACGAACUAAUGGACAAUGGAAAGAUUGCCGAGUACUACAAGGAUUUAGAGUUCCAGCCGGACAGCACCUACCUGAACACCAUCCUGUACAUGAACAAGUUUGGUACGACUAAAGCGUUCAAGAAGCUACGCAUCCCGGUCAACAAAACCGAUUGGAUCACUCACUCCAGACCAGCGAUCGUGAACGCUUUCUACUCGUCGAUCGAGAACAGCAUUCAGUUCCCGGCUGGUAUUCUGCAGGGUCAGUUCUUUUCGUACGAUCGUCCGAAGUACAUGAACUAUGGUGCGAUCGGUUUCGUCAUCGGUCACGAGAUCACCCACGGCUUCGACGACCAAGGUAGACAGUUCGACAAGAACGGCAAUCUGGUCGAUUGGUGGCAAUCGGACACCAAGAAAGCUUAUCUGGAGAAGGCCCGCUGCAUUAUCGAACAGUAUGGCAACUACACGGAACCGAACGUGAAGCUCAAUCUGAACGGUAUCAACACGCAGGGCGAGAACAUUGCGGACAACGGUGGUAUCAAGGAGGCGUACUACGCGUACCGCAAGUGGGCCGAAAAGCACGGACCCGAACCACGCCUUCCGGGGCUAAACCUUAGCCCGGAGCAGAUGUUCUGGCUGUCGGCCGCUCAGACCUGGUGCUCGGUAUACCGUCCCGAGACGAUGAAAAUGCGCAUCACCACGGGCGUCCAUUCGCCCGGACAGUUCCGCGUGCUUGGUCCGAUGAGUAAUAUGCAUGAGUUUGCCAAGGACUUCAACUGCCCCGCCGGUUCUCCCAUGAACCCUGAGCACAAGUGUGAAGUGUGGUAG